Molecule: messenger RNA, 3014 nt
Organism: Capsicum annuum
Lineage: Eukaryota; Viridiplantae; Streptophyta; Magnoliopsida; Solanales; Solanaceae
Product: subtilisin-like protease SBT1.7
Exons: 3
Coding region: 428-2713 (761 amino acids)
Biological process (GO): proteolysis
Molecular function (GO): serine-type endopeptidase activity
Source: RefSeq, a predicted model, not a curated record
AAAAAAAAAAAAAAAAAAAACUGUUUGAACGCCCCUAUUCAUCGCAAAGAAAAUAAAGAGCAUUUAGCACCGAGUGACAACUGUAGUAGAUAAAGUGUACGCGAGUCACACUAUGGGACCCUAUUUUGACGUUGUACUCUGAAUCCAGUUUUGUUUUAAUUAAAAAAAAAAAUAAGAAAAAAGAACUGUCUCUUUGUAUGUGAAAUCUUUCUUUGUUUCUUUCUUUUAUGCGAGGCUGGAACUUAGAUAACUUUUUUGUUUGAAAAGCCAAUCAUUCACAUAAUCAAACAAAAACCCACCGUCACUAUUUCACUCCUACUUUUUCUUCUUUUCCCACACUUCGCAUUUACUCUCCUUUUCUCCACCUUCAUGAUCCUUAUAUAAUCCACAAGAAGAAGAAAAUUGAGCAGUGCAAAAGACAGGAAAUAUGUCAAGUUCUAUAGUGUUUCAAGUCAUUGCUCUUCUGGCUCUAUGCCAUGUAACUUUACAAAGUACUAGUGAGGAAAGUACUUUUAUUAUCCACAUGGCAAAAUCUCAAAUGCCGGACAGUUUUGACGACCAUACACAUUGGUAUUCUUCGUCGUUGAAAUCGGUAUCUGAAUCAGCCGAAAUGCUGUAUGUUUACAACAAUGCUGUUCAUGGUUAUGCCGCGAGGCUUACAAAGAAAGAAGCUGAAUCAAUACAGAAACAACGUGGAAUUCUGUCGGUUAUGCCGGAGAUGAAAUAUGAAUUACAUACGACAAGGACGCCGUUGUUUUUAGGUUUAGAUAGAAGUGCUGAUUUCUUUCCGGAGUCGAAUGCGAUGGGUGAUGUGAUUGUUGGUGUGCUUGAUACUGGAGUUUGGCCUGAAAGUAAGAGUUUUGAUGAUAGUGGGUUUGGACCUAUUCCGGCUUCGUGGAAAGGGGAGUGUGAAUCUGGGACUAAUUUCAGUUCCAAGAAUUGUAAUAGGAAGUUGAUUGGUGCAAGGUACUUCGCUAAAGGUUAUGAAUCCACUAUGGGUCUGAUAGAUGAAACCAAAGAAUCAAAAUCUCCGAGGGAUGAUGACGGACAUGGGACACACACUUCUACUACUGCAGCUGGUUCAGUUGUUCAGGGCGCUAGUCUCUUUGGGUUUGCUUCUGGAAGUGCUCGUGGAAUGGCAACUCAUGCUAGAGUUGCUGUGUACAAAGUUUGCUGGAUUGGUGGUUGUUUUAGCUCUGAUAUAUUAGCAGCUUUGGACAAAGCCAUUGAUGAUAACGUAAAUGUGCUUUCUUUAUCACUUGGUGGCGGCAAUUCAGAUUACUACAGAGACAGUGUCGCGAUUGGUGCCUUUGCUGCUAUGGAGAAAGGGAUUUUAGUAUCUUGCUCUGCAGGUAACUCUGGUCCUAGUCCUUACAGUUUGUCCAACGUAGCACCAUGGAUCACUACUGUAGGUGCAGGAACAUUGGACCGUGAUUUUCCUGCAUAUUUAAGUCUAGGUAAUGGUAAGAAUUUCUCUGGUGUAUCACUCUAUAAAGGGCCUAUGUCACUAAGCAAAAUGCUUCCCUUUGUGUACGCUGGUAAUGCUAGUAAUUCGACAAAUGGAAAUCUUUGCAUGAUGGGUACCUUAAUUCCUGAGCAAGUUAAAGGAAAAAUUGUUUUAUGUGACCGUGGAUUAAAUCCCAGGGUCCAAAAAGGCUCUGUGGUAAAAGCAGCUGGUGGAGUCGGUAUGGUCUUGGCUAAUACCGCUGCAAAUGGAGAUGAACUUGUUGCUGAUGCCCAUUUGCUUCCAGCAACGACGGUGGGACAGACAACAGGGGAAGCAAUCAAGAAGUACUUAACCUCGGAUCCCAAUCCGACAGCCACGAUUCUUUUCGAGGGAACUAAGGUGGGUAUCAAACCAUCACCAGUGGUUGCUGCAUUUAGCUCCAGAGGGCCAAAUUCAAUCACGCAGGAAAUUCUGAAACCGGACAUCAUAGCACCCGGUGUUAACAUUAUUGCAGGGUGGACAGGUGCGGUUGGUCCAACAGGGUUGGCCGAGGACAAUCGACGUGUUGGGUUUAACAUUAUUUCGGGCACGUCUAUGUCAUGUCCCCACGUGAGUGGUUUGGCUGCUUUGCUUAAAGGAGCACACCCUGAUUGGAGCCCAGCUGCUAUCCGCUCAGCUCUUAUGACCACGGCUUAUACAGUGUACAAGAACGGUGGUGCUCUCCAAGAUGUUGCAACUGGAAAACCAUCCACACCGUUUGAUCAUGGUGCAGGACAUGUAGACCCUGUUGCAGCACUAAACCCCGGACUUGUUUAUGACUUGAAGGCUGAGGAUUAUCUGAAUUUCCUCUGUGCCUUGAACUACACAUCGACCCAGAUCAAUAGUAUUGCCAGAAGACCCUUCAGUUGCGACACAAGUAAGAAAUUCAGCGUCACUGAUUUGAAUUACCCUUCAUUUGCUGUUGUAUUUUCAGAACAAAUGAUUGCUGACAGCGGAAGUGGUUCCAGUUCAAUUAAACAUAUACGAACGGUUACUAAUGUUGGACCAGCCGGAUUAUACAAAGUUAAUGUUAUUUCACCAAGCAACUUGGUGAAAGUCACGGUUGAGCCUGAAACAUUGGCUUUCACUCGUACGAAUGAGCAGAAAUCAUAUACGGUGACUUUCACUGCUCCUUCAAUGCCGUCAACUAAAAAUGUUAAUGGUAGAAUUGAGUGGUCAGAUGGAAAGCAUGUAGUGAGUAGUCCAGUGGCCAUUAGUUGGACAUAAAAAUGUUAUCGAUAGCUCGUGUUUCAAAUUUAACUUCUGUUUUAGUUAUGUUAAUUGUAGUUUUAUGCUAAAGUCGUAAGCAAAAACUUGGAAAUUGGACUUCAAAUGUUUGAUGUAAGACAUGAACGGUAUGAUCAUUCCAGGAAGAUGGACAUGCCUUUUCUUGCCUCAUUGUAUAGUGAUUGUCCAAGAAGUAGUUCUCUCUUUUCUUGCAUUUACAAUCUUGCUCAAUAACUUGUAUUGUUGUGUGUUGUAACUGGUUGCUAAAGAUAAUGAAUAAGAUCUCAAAAUGUUGGGAGUA